AUGAAGGAAACGACACCGACGACUCGGACCCGCUUCUCCCCGCGUCUCGCCGUGCACGGGCGGCCAAGGCCGCGAAGAAGAAGCGACGGCGUCGCGAGACCGAGUCCCGCGAGAAGCGCGGGCUUGACGCCGAAGACGAUUUCGGACCAACCAAGAAAAAGCCCCGUUCCCUCAUGGACAGCAUUCGCGCAAAGGAGAGGAAGCGGCAGAAGCAAGGAUCCGGCGCCGCCGGCGGAGAGUCUGAUGAAGACGACGACGACGACGACGAUGUGCCCGAGGCGCAGGAUAAUGAUGGCGCCGAUGGUGACGAGGAUGCAGGGGACGAAGACGACGAUGACGACGAUGAGCCCGAGGAUUCGGAAUUCGAAGAGUCCGACAACGGCGAAGCCGACGAUUACAAUGCGGAGAACUACUUUGACGGAGGAGAAGGGGAUGACGAGGAUGGAUUCGCCUACGGCGGCGGUGGCGGUGAUGAAGGAGGGGAAUACUGACGACAGCCCCCUUCUAGACGAGAAGCGAGAUAGAUCCGGAGCGCGAGGCUGGUUAACAUGCUUGCGGGUAUGCCGCACGCGAAAUUCAAUACCUCUUAUGGCAAGUCAACUGAUGGCGUCAAGCCACGACCAUUUCACCAAGAUCAAUAGUCAAUUUGGCUGUUCUGUUCGAUUUCCAAACGACGUCUCCCGGGCUAUCUCUUGGGAAGCACAGCAUUCCCCAUACUGA
Molecule: messenger RNA, 720 nt
Organism: Cladophialophora immunda
Lineage: Eukaryota; Fungi; Ascomycota; Eurotiomycetes; Chaetothyriales; Herpotrichiellaceae
Exons: 1
Coding region: 1-720 (239 amino acids)
Source: RefSeq, a predicted model, not a curated record